Rattus rattus (black rat) is the source of this 3629-nucleotide messenger RNA. RefSeq names its product IQ motif and ubiquitin domain containing (gene Iqub). Lineage: Eukaryota; Metazoa; Chordata; Mammalia; Rodentia; Muridae. Gene Ontology annotation, cellular component: acrosomal vesicle; motile cilium. Gene Ontology annotation, biological process: cilium assembly. The transcript is spliced from 12 exons. The record is from RefSeq and is a predicted model, not a curated record. The coding region runs from base 642 to 3011 and encodes 789 amino acids.
UGGAAGAGCAGUCAGCACUGAGCCAUCUCUCCAGCCCUAGAGUGUAUUUUUGUUUUUAUCCAGGGUACAUUGUCUGGCUGGCUUUCUUGAAAAGUUGAAUCCUUUCUAUUGCCAAAAGCAUAAAUACCACACCAGUUAUAUAUUCCAAAAAAAAAAAAAAAAAAAACCAGAAAGAUCAGGUCCUUUCUUAAAGAGAUGCGUCAUUGAAUAAGAAAGAAAUAAGAAAUAAUAUUUUCCACCAAAUGUUCUCAGAAAAUAGCAUAUUCCAAAUUCUAUUUUUUAAGAUUCUUGGUUAUUUUUAAUUUCCUGUAAUUUUUAAAAAUUAAAAUCUCAUCUGAUGCCUAUCACCAAUAAGAAAAUAAAUUUUAAAAAAUGUGUGUCAGUAUUUUAAGUUUCUGAGAACUUUGUCUGCAUAUGUGUAUGGGCACCACACAUGUAGCUGGUGCACUUGGAGGGCAGAAGAGAGCAUCGGAUGCCUUAGAACUGGAACUUCAGGCCUUUCUGAGACACAUCUGUGGUGCUGGGAACCAAACCUAGGUCUGCUGCAUGGUCAGCAAGUGCUCUUAACGAGCAACCUGUCCAGCCCCAGUGAAGAAACACUUAAAUAUGUAGUAACUUUAAUUAUGUCUUAAUUUAGGAAAAUGUCCGAUACGGAGGAGAAUGUCCUUGACUCCCCGGCCAGUGGUGAAGCGGCCGAAGUCAUCAGUAUUCCUGGCCCUACAGACGAAGCAGAAGAAUCAGAUAUCUCACCAGACCAAGAAUACGAAAUAGAGGAAUUCACAACCGAGAGUGAUGAGACAGUGGACCACUACAGUGAUCUCAGUGUUUCAACCCCCCAAUCUUACGACUCCAAACCCAGGGACGAGGUCGUGUCCCUUGGAAGUGCCACAGACUCUCAUGAGCAAGAAUACAGACUUGGAGAUCUUGGAGAUGACCGGAGAUCAGAAGAGGACGAGAUGUCAUUUCUUUAUAAAAUCAAAGCUAUAAAGGAGAGCUUGCAGUCGUCAGUGAAAGACUGUAUAGCCACAGUAAAAAUUGUACUUAUUCCUGCAGGCCAGGAAAUUGUAAUGCCUUUCAGAGUUGAUGCUCCAUUUAGAUUCCUCAAGGAGCACUUUGCACACUUAUUACGUAUCCCCCAUCAUGUAUUGCAAAUGGCCUAUACAGGUAUCAGUGUUGGGAAUAAUGAGUCCCUGAUACAAUACGGAGUCAAACCACGGGAAACCGUUCAAAUGAAUGUAUAUUCCUCAGAACCCGACCAAUAUCCAGUCAGAAGAAUAGAGGGCUUGAGUGAGGGCUCCAAGAUCAUAACGGUCACCAUUCAGACCGGCAUCGAACGCUACGAGGAGGUAGCUGUGGAGAUAGUAAAAUCUGACUUCCACAAGCCAUUUCUUGGUGGAUUUAGACAUAAAAUAACAGGACUAGAAUAUCACAAUGCUGGAACACAAACUGUACCCAAGAAGAUUCCGGAAAAAGACAAUCUGUUCUGUAGGGACACCCAGACAGUUUAUCAGAAAAGGAAGCUGCAACAAACUUUGAAUACCACCUCCACUCAGAUGACUAAAAUCGGUGUAUACGUAUCAAACAUGACUGAUAAACUGCUCACGCCAGGAAGUUACUUUUCAGCUGCAGAGUACCACGCUCGAAGGUUGAACGCGGUGAUAGUGAUUCAGACCGCCUACAGGCGAUGGCACGCUAAGUGCUAUGUCGACAGCCUAAGACUACAAAAGAAAUUGAGGUUGGAGUGGGAAAAAGAGGAAGAACUCAAGAAGAUCCGAGAGAAGGAAGAAUGGAUACGAAUGGACUAUUACCGGAGGCACAAUCCUAAAACAACCGAAGACUUUGAGCUCCUUUUCAAUGCUCUAGAACUUUGGCGUCACGAAGAAGCCACACAAGUUGAGCAAUAUUCAAGUGAGGCUGAGAGGAAAGCUGCUCUGUGCGAGCUUUUGGAAAAAGAGACGCAGAUAAUUGCUUCCAUCGGGAGACAUAGAUAUGUCGCUCAGUUGGAGAGACAGGAUGCAGCUACACAAGCUUUUCUGGAUAAGUGUUCAGCUUCAAAUACCUGGAGAAGACCGGAUGGCCAAACCGUUGAAAUGGACACACAGUUCACAAUAAGAGCCAGAGAGCUGCAAAGCAUCUACAAGUGUAUCUUGCUGAAAAACCUCUCUCAAGACGAGAGGCUGGAUAUACUCCUGACGCUGAAGCACACUGUGAAGGAACAUGAGUGUAAACUGACCCAAGAAAUCCUAGAAUUGAUUGACAGAGAAGUUGACCUUAUGAUGAGAGGAGUUAAACCUCAUAAUCUCGAAGGACUCAGGAAAAGAAUCACAACACUCUUUAUUCACUAUAUCAAAACUCCUCUGUUUAACCCAGAAGUCGCAAAACACCUUAAGGUCCCUCAAGACCCACUGAAGUUUUAUGAUAAGAUUUACUUCUGCCACAGUUGCCAAAUGUAUUUGCCUUCUGUCGAGUUUUCCGUCUCACCCACCUCGCAUCGUGUGUACCGCUGCCGGCACUGCGUAAACCUGGAGAAUGAGACUCAGAAGCGGGAAUCAUUUUUGAAAUACAAGUGUUUACUUCAGCGGCUCUACUUCUCAGAAGCCAAUUAUGAGGAUAACUCCCACAUUGCUUAUCUAAUGCAGCUUCAGGAUAUUAAGUACUUGACAGAGAACAUCUGGGCAUCGCAGUCGGCCCUCAGCGCCUGGGAUGACCUCAAUGACCUGGUCAUGGUCAGGUGGAACAAACACGUGGAGUGGUCGCCCUGGAACUGCAUUCUGCUCACCAAGGAUGAAGGCACAGCUCAUCUCAAGCUAGAGAGCAUUGAGAAGGGAUAUGGACGCCUUUUUAUUCACAAGAUCAAGCACAAACAUAUCUUGGCUAAAAACUAUUUUUCACAGGUCCCAGUGCUGGCUUCACUUAUACUUAAGGAUGAUGAAAUAGAAGGUAUCAGAAGUAAAUACUCCACAGAGAAUCCUCCUAAAAUCAUAGUACCCCAUGGGAUUGUACCUAAUUAGAGUCAGGAAUGUCGAUUUGAUGAUGAGCAUUUUUGUUCUUUACGAAGAGAAUAAUACAAAGGUCAUGUAACAUGGAAAACCACCUAUAAAUUUCUAUUUCUAUUAUUUAUUUUACUCACAAUAUUUUGUUAUAUGAAGAGAAAACAUCCGUAUACAAGAACCCGUGUUAGGUGGUUUGGAGUCUAUAAAUUUGAUACUAAGAUUAAUAGUGAAAGAGAACACUUUUAUUUUUAUCCAUUUUCAUUUGAGGAAAAGUGCUUUGUAGUCAAAAUACAUCAGUGAAACAAAACCUUGGCUUAAUCUUCUGUGAAAGUAAUUUACUUAUUUAACAUAUAUUUUAUGAGUAUAAUCACUAUAUACGUAAGCCUGUAUUUUGAGAUAAGUAGUUGAAUAUUUUACUUUUAUUGUCUACUUUUACCUGUUAACUGCAUAAUACAACAAAAGAAACUGUAACAGAUAAGCAUAAAUCUGCAUCGCACGCCAUGAAACAAGGCAAACAGUGGAAAUGUCGUGUUACAUGCUUCCUCCGGGGAAGUGUUGAGAUUCUGUAAGAAGCAUAAACUUGAUAAAUCAACUGUCCACUGCUUCUCAAUAAAGUAAGCAAUAACUCUGACUCCA